This is a messenger RNA of Hippopotamus amphibius kiboko, 1500 nucleotides long. RefSeq names its product natural killer cell granule protein 7 (gene NKG7). The record is from RefSeq and is a predicted model, not a curated record. Bases 217 to 891 code for a protein of 224 amino acids. NCBI's taxonomy places the organism in Eukaryota, Metazoa, Chordata, Mammalia, Artiodactyla, Hippopotamidae. Gene Ontology annotation, cellular component: plasma membrane. The transcript has 2 exons.
GCCAGGAAGGGAGGAUGUGUGACUGAGAGUCAGCUGCCGGGAACUGGGUGAGACCAAACUAGUCUCAUCUGAAGGAGCACAGGCCCCCCAGCCACCCCGACUGCUUGACUCCCCCAGGAGUCCGGGGGGCAUAGCUUCCUCCUCUCUCAGAGACCCAGGAAUCUGGAUCAUCAGUCUCUUCAUCACCCAGGACCCAGAAACCCAGCCUUCACCCCAAUGGAGCCCUGCCGGUCCCUGGCCCUGCUCACUAGCUCCCUGGGCCUGGCAUCUCUCUUGCUGGCCCUGAGCACAGAUUUCUGGUUCGUGGCUGAGGGGCCCAAUUAUUCAUCUCACUCGGGCCUCUGGUCGCGGAAUCAGGGCUCAGUAGAAGGCUACAUCCGCGUGACACAGAGCUUCUGCAUUCUGGCCGUCCUGUGGGGUCUGAUCUCUGUGAGCUUUCUGGUCAUGUCUUGCAUCCCUUCGCUGUCUGCCCCUGGACGUGGCCCCAUUGUCUCGACCUUCAUGGCCUUUGCUGCAGGUAAGGACUCCGGGCUGCGCUUGGGGCGCUGGGACCUGACGAGUUUCUGCGGAGGGGCUGAGCGGUCUCUCUUGUCUCCAUCCCCAGCCCUCUCCCUGAUAGUGGCCAUGGUGGUCUACACCAUCGAGCGGUGGAACCAGCCUGGACACUCCCAGAUCCAGUCCUUCUUCUCCUGGUCCUUCUACAUGGGCUGGGUUUCAACAGUCCUCUUUCUCUCUGCAGGUGACUGCUGCCCCGGGGACUUCGGGGGGUGGAUGGGGGCCCAGCUGUGGGCUCUGAGGGAGCAGGGCAGGAGCAAGUGUCUAAUUUCUCUCUGCUACUCCAGGUGGCCUGAGUCUGGGAGCUCAUUGCAGAGCCCCGCGGCAGGGCUAUGAGGCCAUGUGAACCGCGGGAUGGCUUUGGCGCUCCAUUCUCUGAAGGCUUCAUCAGGGACCGUGAGGAUAGCUGGCUCUCCUUCCAGCCCUGACUCCCAGCCUCCGCAGUCUCCUUCCUUUGUGUCUUCACUCAUUCAACAAAAAUUUGCUGGGAUCUGGUUAUUCUGAGGUUAAUGCAGCUACGACAUAAGCCAACAGCACACCUGGUCCAUGGUGGAUGACACUGGGCACCCAGAGAGGAGUCAGUCCUGCCACCUGCCCUGCCCUCAGGGUGCUCCCACCAGAGUGGGGACUCCUGUGGCUCAGGCACGGCCCCCGGGCUCUUGUCUCCCUUCUUCAUCCUUUAUCUCUUUUCUUCCCUUUUUCUUUCUCCCUUUAGCUCUUUUCUUCUCGCUCCCUCUCUGAUUUUGUCACCCUCACCUUCACCCUUAGUCCGUCUUGCUUAUUUCGUUAAUAAAUUCACUCUUGGGACUUCCCUGGUGGCCCAGGGCUUAAGAAUCUGUGCUUUCACUGCAGGGGGCACAGGUUCCAUCCCUGAUCGGGGAAUUAAGAUCUGUAUGCCACAGGGUGCAGCCAAAAAAAAAAAAAAAGAAUAAAUUCACUCUUUCA